CCUGGAGCAGUUGAUCUUGCCCGUGGCCUUCCCAGCCAACAGCAGCCUGGACCCAUGUGCAAAAGAGACUGUGCUGAAUGCCAUCAAGGAGAGCAGGAAGAGGGCUGUGGAGGAGGAAGAGGAGGAGGACCAGGCUUUUGGGAAUGAUCAGGAGAGCAAGAGAAGGCGCCAUGAUAGCAGUGGAAGUGGACAGUCAGCAUUUGAGCCGCUGGUAGCCAACGGUGCCCCGGCCUCUCUGAUACCCAAGCCUGGCUCUCUGAAGAGGAGCCUUGUCUCACACUGCCUGGAUGACUGCUCAAACAAGAGGUCACGCACCUCUUCCGUGAGCUCCCUCAACAAUACAUACGCUGGCGGGAUCCCAAGCUCCAUCCGUAACGCCAUCGCCAGCUCCUACAGCUCCAGCCGGGGCCUCUCACAGGUGUGGAAGAGAAGUGGUGUGAGAGUGUCCCCACUGUCCAGCCCAGAGUCCUCCCGCUCCCAGACGCCGGAGUGGCCUCUCAAGAAAGCCAGGGAAGAGGAGUUGCAUCGCUCCAACACUUCCACUCCAGUGAAAUUGGACAAGGAGCUGCAGACAGAGAAAGUGGUGGAGACACCGGUGCGGAAGAAGCAGAAUUCCCUGAGCCCGCCGUCCGCGUCGGGGGGCAGUGGGAAGCGCAAGCGGAAGAUCCAGUUGCUGUCAUCUCGCCAGGGGGACCAGCUGGCGCUGCCCCCGCCGCCUCAGCUGGGCUACUCCAUCACGUCGGAGGACCUGGAUGCGGAAAAGAAGGCAGCAUUGCAGUGGUUCAACAAAGUCUUGGAGGAUAAGACUGGCUCCACUGGAGCUGUGGUAGCGUCCCAGCCACCUUCAUCAACUGCACAGCCGCCCACUCUUGCUGUAUUGCUGGAGUCGAGUUCUCUGCCUGCCACCUCUGCUGACAUGAAGCCUGUGCCCGUGUUGAGCACGCCUGUCCCUACUCCCCCCUCCGCCUCAGGGGUGCAGGCCCCCAGCAGUCUGGCACCUACUGUGUUCACGGAGCUGAGCCAGACCCCCAGCAAGCCUCCCUCCAUCCCGAAGCCAAGCAUCCUUUUUGGAAUGCUGAACACCCCUCCUGCCAGCCAGCCAGCAAUGACUGCAGCUGCUGCUGUGCCCACCACGACUGCUGCUGUGCCCACCACGGCCCCUGUCUUCAAACCUAUCUUUGGUGCUUUGCCAAAAAGCGAGAGCACAGCACCCUGUACAGCUGUCAUCUCCGCCACAGUCACUGUCUCUGCGAGCUCAGGCCUUUCCUCCACAUCCUCCACCACCACCAUGUUCAAGCCUAUCUUCGGCACUGUCACCACAGCUUCAUCUCCAGCAAAGGCCUCUCCUUUCGCCUUCAAACCAACGGCACAGCCAGCCUCAGCUGCAGAUCUGCCAGCAGCCUCCACAACUACCCUGGCAGGAUACACAGGUCUCCCUAAUGUCAUCUUCACCACCGCAGCUACGACUGCCACCACGCAGAGUUCCUCCAUGGAUGCCACCAUUAAACCUGUCUUCAGCUUUGGACUUGACCCACCUGCCUCCACUGGGCCUGUGUUCCAGUUUGGAAAGCCACCUCCAGCCACGGUCACUGCUACCACUAGUGUCCCAGGAGGCCCUGCCUUUGGCCAAGCGCCUUCAAACUCGACAGCUCCUAGCACCACUGUGGGCUUUAGCAUAUUUGGGGGCACCACGCUGACCUCUUCUACCCCAGCCACCACAGGUCAAGCGACGUUGACGUUUGGCUCCUCACUUUCAGCUUUUGGCAGUUCCUUCAGCACAAGCGCGAAGCCGCCACCACCGUAUCCUGGUGCAGCAAGUCAGCCCGCCUUCAGCACUGGUGCCACGGAGAGCCAGCCACCUGCCAGCAAGCCCGCCACUGGCCCUGUCAGCUUUGGCCCCCCGUUCAGUUUUGGAGCCCCCGCGGCCCAGUCCGCUGCUCAGCCAGCAUUUGGCAGCGGUGCUCAGCCAGCCUUUGGAACAACCAGCACCCAGGGCUCCUUUGGCACCAGCAGCACCCAGGCAGCAUUCGGGACCACCGUGUCGGUCUUCUCUUUUGGGACAGCCACCUCCACCACUGCCAGCUUCGGUACCACCCAGACCACAAGCAGCAGCACCGGCACCAGCGUCUUUGGCACCACCCCUUCUCCUUUCACCUUCGAGGCAACCGCCCAGCCGGGCCCCUCCGCCAGCGCCUUCGGGAUCAGCACGCCUGCUCUGAGCAGUGGCUCCCCCUCCGUGGCGUUCAGCUUUGGGGCUGGACAGAGCGGGGCAGCCCUGACGGCAACACCAUUCGGCUCUUCCCUGACGCAGAGCACACUGGGUGCACAGAAUCAGAGCACGCCCUUUGCCUUCACUGUGCCCAGCACGCCCAACAACAAGCCGGUGUUUGGAGGAACUCCUGCACCCACCUUUGGGCAAAGCACGCCCAUCCCGGGAGCAGUGGGGAGCGGAAGCAGUAGCCUUUCCUUCGGGACACCCAGCACUCCUGCCUCUGGCUUCGGAGGAGUCAGUGCUUCCUUUGGUUCAUCCACCCCCGCCUUUUCCAUCGGGGCAGGAUCCAAGACGGGUGCUCGCCAGCGACUGCAGGCACGGAGACAGCACACCCGCAAAAAGUAA
Messenger RNA from Cariama cristata (Red-legged seriema), 2617 nucleotides. RefSeq names its product POM121 transmembrane nucleoporin (gene POM121). Gene Ontology annotation, cellular component: nuclear pore. The annotation marks the transcript as partial. Gene Ontology annotation, biological process: RNA export from nucleus; protein import into nucleus. Lineage: Eukaryota; Metazoa; Chordata; Aves; Cariamiformes; Cariamidae. Gene Ontology annotation, molecular function: structural constituent of nuclear pore. The transcript has 11 exons. The record is from RefSeq and is a predicted model, not a curated record.